This is a messenger RNA of Drosophila pseudoobscura, 828 nucleotides long. Its product is annotated as GRB10-interacting GYF protein 2. The coding region runs from base 1 to 789 and encodes 262 amino acids. The record is from RefSeq and is a predicted model, not a curated record. The transcript is spliced from 2 exons. Lineage: Eukaryota; Metazoa; Arthropoda; Insecta; Diptera; Drosophilidae.
AUGCGAAUCAUUAAUGAACUGGAUCUGUACGGUUAUCUUGAGCCAAGACAACGAACCGCCAAAUCUGAACCCAAAACACUUGCAGCAAAGCCCCACCAGGCCAACAGUGGCCAGAACUAUCAGCUCUUUGGCCGGCAGCGCGAUGAGCCCAACGCACAGGGUCGCCUGAGUGCCACUCAGCUGACGGACAUCAUCAACAGCCUGAAGGGCACGACCACCACCACUACGGUGGCGCCAACCACCACCGGUACCGGCACGACAACCACCAGUGUCACACCCACAUCACCCACAACAAGCACUGGCACGAGCACCACCAGCCCCACCACCGCCAGCCCAACUGCCACUGGAACUGGCACUGGCACCGGCACCGGCACCGGCACCGGGUCCCGUCAGUUGGACAGCAAUGAUGACGAAGAGGAGGAGGAGUUCAAUGAGCACCAGUUGGCCGGUUUCGAGCAUGACGAUGAUGAGGAUGCGGAGGGGGACGAUUCCCAUGCCGUGGCUGCCUCCGCCGCCCGGGCCACCCGCAACAACUCAAGCCGCCGUCGCCAGAACCGUCUCCGUCGCCAGCGCCGCCAGCAACGUCGCAAGCUAAACCAGCGCCGCCGUCGCCAGCAGCAGAAGCAGCAGCGCCGUCGCCAGAAGCGCCGUCAGCAGCAGCAGCGCCGUCGCAAGCAGCAGUUGAAUCGCCAGCGCCAGCGUCGCACCCGUCGCCGGAACCAACGCCUGAUCAAGCGCUUCCGCCAGGCCACGCCCAACAGGAACCGCCGUAUCCGCGUGCGUAACUAAUCCCAAAAGCCCAGACUCCCUGAACAGUCCAUGUGACCA